AUGGAAAAUGCCGGUAUUGCCGCCAACAAAUUUCUCACCACCAAGACCGCAGAUGAUUUUCAUGAUUUUGAGAAGCAUCUGAUCGUGGCCAGUCUCACCAUCGCCCAUGAACUGGUGCACGUCUUUGUUGGUAGGCUGACUGGGGUCAACGACGCCGACACACCCCCAAAAAUCGAUGUACCUCCGAAAACUGGCAUGGCCCUCAGUCUGGGCGAAUCCGGCCGGUACUGGGAAACCAAGUUCGUUGGGUACAGCGUGUGGGCCUUUUACGACGACAAGGAUAUCCGGAAGGAGGCACAAGGUGGUACUCUCUGGGCUGAUAUCCAGCGUACCAAGGGGAGUACCCUGGAAUCGCACCUGGUCCCGCAUCCCUGGGUGAAGAACAUGCUUGCUGGAGUCUUCGCCCAUGUCCCUGCAGGCCCAAAGCCUCUUAAACGCCCAGCGACGGCAAAGCAACUGCGAGACAAGAGGGCAGCCAUGAACCCCCACUAUAUUGAUGGGGAUCCCGCUUUGAAAAACUUCAUUGUUCAGCUGUCGAAGCUCCAGCCGUACACACUGGAGGGUGCUGAUUACGCCCGGGUCCAGGGUAUCGCCGCUAAUCCUGGCAAGAUUGUAGUAUAA
Podospora pseudopauciseta is the source of this 621-nucleotide messenger RNA. RefSeq lists its product as uncharacterized. The transcript is spliced from 2 exons. The record is from RefSeq and is a predicted model, not a curated record. The coding region runs from base 1 to 621 and encodes 206 amino acids. NCBI's taxonomy places the organism in Eukaryota, Fungi, Ascomycota, Sordariomycetes, Sordariales, Podosporaceae.